Aspergillus nomiae NRRL 13137 is the source of this 2532-nucleotide messenger RNA. RefSeq lists its product as uncharacterized. The transcript is spliced from 5 exons. The record is from RefSeq and is a predicted model, not a curated record. Lineage: Eukaryota; Fungi; Ascomycota; Eurotiomycetes; Eurotiales; Aspergillaceae. Gene Ontology annotation, biological process: amino acid metabolic process. The coding region runs from base 1 to 2532 and encodes 843 amino acids. Gene Ontology annotation, molecular function: pyridoxal phosphate binding; carboxy-lyase activity.
AUGGACAGCGAACAGUUCAGAGCCGCUGCGCACGCAACGGUAGAUGACAUUAUCAACUAUUUUGACAGUGUCCCCGACCAGCGCGUCUGCCCCACCGUCGACCCAGGCUACCUCCGUCCCCUCAUCCCCGAGCAACCCCCCUCAGAACCGGAAGAAUGGUCGCAAAUCCAAGCCGACGUCGACACCAAGAUCAAACCGGGUCUGACGCACUGGCAACACCCUAACUUUAUGGCCUUUUACCCCGCGACGGUGACCUACCCCAGUAUCCUGGGUGAGAUGUACUCGGCCGCGUUCAACGCCCCCGCAUUCAACUGGCUGUGCUCCCCGGCCUGCACCGAGCUGGAAACAAUCGUUUUGGACUGGGUGGCACAAGCAUUGAACCUCCCCAAUUGCUUUAUGAGCUCUUCGGAGAACCGUGGCGGUGGUGUGCUCCAGGUCAGUGCCAGUGACACUAUCGCCACCGUGAUGGUGGCUGCUCGGGAACGGCGGGUCCGUGAUCUGGCAUUAGCCGAAGGCUUGAAGGAGGGAACGCUCGAGUACGAGGACCGGGUGAUGGACCUCCGACCGAGAUUGGUUGCGAUGGGAAGCAACCAGGCGCACAGUAGCACCGCAAAGGGUGCAUUGAUUGCCGGCACGCGGUAUCGGAGUGCCACCCCCAAGCUGGAGAAUAAUAUGGAGCUAACUGGAGAGGAUGUGCGGGCUGUUCUGGAGCAAUGCGACAAGGACAACCUGACCCCAUACUAUAUCACCCUUAGCAUGGGAACGACGAGCACGUGUGCUGUGGAUCGCAUCUCCGAGAUCACGGCCGUGCUCCGGGAGAAGCCUUCUUGGCAGCGGAUUUGGGUGCACAUCGAUGCGGCAUAUGCCGGUUCGGCCCUGGUCACGGAUGAGUUCCAGUAUCUCGCCAAGGAGCUUGCGGAAGGCGUCGACAGUUUCAAUUUCAACAUGCAUAAGUGGUUGCUGGUCAACUUUGAUGCAAGCUGUCUCUUCAUCCGCAACCGAUUCGAUCUCACCGAUGCCUUGGACAUCACCCCCGCGUACCUGCGCAACCCCUACUCUGAAUCUGGGCAAGUGAUUGACUACCGCAACUGGAGCAUUUCUCUCGGCCGCCGAUUCCGCGCGUUGAAGAUCUGGUUCGUCAUGCGUAGCUACGGCCUCAAUGGACUCAAAGCACACGUCCGGAAAACUAUCCGCGUAGGCGAGGAGUUCACAAGCCUGGUGCGCAGCCGAUCAGAUCUUUUUGAAAUCAUCACCACUCCCGCAUUCGGCUUGACCGUCUUCCGCAUCAAGGACACCAGAACACAGGCCAAUGGGUCCGCAGUCAACGGAACUACUGUUGCAAAGCCGAAUGAAAAGCACGACGCCCUCACAAAGGAAGUCUACGAGCUUAUCAACGCGCGCGGCGAGAUCUUCAUCACUUCCACUGUUGUCUCGGGUAUUUAUGCAAUCCGCGUGAUCUGCGCCAACGAAGCGGCGGAAGAGAAGUACCUCCGGCGGGCGUUUGAGAUUCUCAUUGAGACUACGGACGAGACACAUCCUCGUAACAGGCGCGACAGGCUUCAUCGGCGCCCAUGUAGUCGACAACCUGCUAGCCGCGGGCUAAGCGUCCGCGCCGCAACACGCUCCGCACAAAAAGGCGAGCAAAUGAAAGCCGCAAGGCCACAGCACGCCUCCCGGCUCGACUUCGUCGAGAUACAAGACUUCUCGCAGAUCGGAGUCUUCGACGAUAUCAUGGAGGGUAUAGACGGGGUCAUUCACGUCGCGAGUCCAUUCACAUACGACACCACAAACAACGAACAAGAACUCAUCAUCCCGGCCAUAAACGGAGUGAAAUCCAUCCUCUCCGCCUCGGCGAAACAACCCAGUGUGAAGCGCGUUGUCCUCACUUCGUCGUUUGCGUCCGUGGUUGAUAUCUCCAAGACCUAUGAUGGUGACUUUACUUACACCGGUUCCCAUUGGAAUCCCCUGACGUACGAAGAAGCGAUCGACCCCGCCACUGACGCGGUGGUAGCGUACCGGGGAUCGAAGAAGUUUGCCGAACUAGAAGCCUGGCAGUUCAUCGAGCGGGAGAAGCCCUCGUUUGAUCUCGUUACGCUUUGUCCGCCCAUGACCUUCGGCCCUGUCGUGCAUCCUGUAAGCGGUGUAGCGGGGUUGAACGAGUCGAAUGCGGUGCUGUGGAGUGUGGCUUCCGGGGCGGAUCCGUUGCCCGUUGCCAGAGUUUCCGCGUGGAUUGACGUGAGGGAUUUGGCAGAGGCGCAUGUGCAGGCUUUGUUGAGGAGUGAGGUUGGUGGGAAGCGAUUUGUGCCUGCUUCGGGGGAGCCGUUUUCGUAUGAGUUGGCGGCGGAUAUUAUUCGGGGAAGGUUUGAAUGGGCGAGAGAUACGGUUACCGGGAAUUACGAGACUGGGAAGAAGCCUGUUCAAGGGUAUAAGUUGGAUGGGGAGGCUGUGAUGAGGGAGUUGGGGGUCAGGUUUCGGAGUUUCGAGGAGACGGUGGUAGAUUUGGUGGGUCAGGUUAAGGAGACUCUUGUUUGA